CUUUAUGUAGCACAUCGAUUUGAGCAUGGAUUUGCUACGGGAUCGUGCUGAAAGACAUCCAAAAUCGUUCAACAUUCCUGGCAGACUCAUAUUGAACACCGAGUUCAUCCGUGCCGUUGACAUUGAGUACCGGUCGUUCCAGGCUAUGGGUAGCGAGUACACGGUGCCGGAGUAUAUGAUGGAAUGGGUUGCCGGAAUAUAUGAUGGAAUGGGUCGUAGGGAUGUGGCCGAGUGUCGGUGGGAAGCCAUGGGAUGGCUGUACGCAUAUGUACGUACCAGUAUGUCUGAAUCAUCACUACAUUGCAGUGGAAAUCGUAUUCGCCGACUCCACGAUGUAUGUGUACGACCCCGAUCAUUCAUGCCUGACACAAGGCCAGCUCGAGCAAAAUCUAGAGUCGCUGUCUGUGAUCGUUCCCAUGAUGGCUAGACGAGCGAACAUCAAUGUACAAGACAGAUUGGCCACCGUGCGGAACACGACGACGACGAGGCAACAAAUAUCGGGUGAUUGCGGCAUAUUCGUCAUCAAGUACAUAGAAUUUUUGAGUGUGGCACAUAAGGUUGAUGCAAUCAACCAGGCAUGGAUACAAAAUUGGAGAAAUAAACUAGCAUGUGAUUUAUUUGAAUUUAAU
Messenger RNA from Olea europaea var. sylvestris, 629 nucleotides. RefSeq lists its product as uncharacterized. Bases 26 to 427 code for a protein of 133 amino acids. The transcript is spliced from 2 exons. The record is from RefSeq and is a predicted model, not a curated record. Lineage: Eukaryota; Viridiplantae; Streptophyta; Magnoliopsida; Lamiales; Oleaceae.